This is a messenger RNA of Malaya genurostris, 2249 nucleotides long. RefSeq names its product transcription termination factor, mitochondrial (gene mTTF). NCBI's taxonomy places the organism in Eukaryota, Metazoa, Arthropoda, Insecta, Diptera, Culicidae. The transcript has 3 exons. The record is from RefSeq and is a predicted model, not a curated record. Gene Ontology annotation, molecular function: double-stranded DNA binding. Gene Ontology annotation, cellular component: mitochondrial matrix. Gene Ontology annotation, biological process: termination of mitochondrial transcription; regulation of DNA-templated transcription. Bases 316 to 2208 code for a protein of 630 amino acids.
CAGUGGAUAUAGAAGUAAAGUGGUAACAUUUGCGUGCCUUUUGAAGAUAAACUAACAAUUCAUCGACUAAUCAUAAAUUGAUCAGAGAAUAUACGAUAAUUUCUAAACACGAUUUGAAACCAAAGUCGAAACAUUCAUCGAUAAUUUUCUCCAUUUGCUGUCAAUGUUAGAUUCGCCGUUCUUUGAAAAACAGCUGAUAGAAGGGAUAAAUAAAAUAAUCUGACAGAUAUACUUCGCAUUACCGGCGACACAAUAUUCUUAUGUUUAUUAGUACGUAAUAUUGUAAUUAGGAAAAGUGAAAACACUUAUAUUGAAAUGUUAAAGUUUUUACAAGUCAAAGAUCAAUGCAUUCGAGUCUUGCCAAAACUUUGGUUUAACACAAGUGGACAGGAUUUUCAAAACGUUUAUUAUUGCACGAACCACAUCAAUCGAGAUGACUUACCGCUUUCGACCGUGGCCAUCAAUGACUUAAAUAAAGUAAAAAGUGCUACCGCGUUGUGGAAUAAAGAAGAGCUUUUCCGUCAGAUCAACGAGUUAAUAACAUGCUGUCGGGAUGACUUUGACCGGCUUUACAAAGUUAACAAACGCAUUUUGAAAGCGGUUCCAUCGAAAAUGCUCACAAAUAACAUUCAACUUUUACUAGAACACGGGAUUGAACAGCAGAUGAUUCUAAACUAUUCCAAAAUUUUGUCAAUAAGAACAGACGAUCUUUCAAAAAAACUAUUGCUUCUGAGGCAUUUUAAAGAUCUCAAAGAUAUAAACCACUUGGUUCCAUUUCUGAACAUACAGCUCAACGCAUUAGAAAGAGUUGUAGAGAUUUCCCAGAGUGAAGCGAUCGAAUAUGGGAAUCGUUUAUACUACCUACAAGCCAGAACUGGACAAGAUGUCUGUACAAUCGCUCGCUAUCUGGCUACUAGUAUCAGUGUGUACAAGAUAAACCUGGAUAAGUUUCAAUUAAACCUCGACUAUUGCCUUCAACACUUGGAACCGGCGGACGUGGUGAGGCAUUUAUCUGUUCUGAAUUAUGCUAGCUCAUCAAUUGUGGAACGAUUGCAAAUGUUGAAGACCUUUCCUUUCACCAAGGUGAAACCAUGGAUGGUAAGGGUACCAAACAUAGCACUAGAGAAAACAUUCGACAAAGUUUUGCAACAAGGUACUGAUCCAACUUUCAACAAUCCCCUUUCUGCUGUUUGGUUUGAGAAUCAUGUCUUACAAAAAUUGAAAAGUCAAUUCGAUUUUACCGAAGAUGAAGCAAAAGAAAUCUACGAAAUUUGCAAGGAUGCCGCUUCAUUGCUAGACAACAUUGAACAACUGCAGCAGAAUGGCGUUAGUAAAGCGACAAUCCUGGAAAGUCCUUUGGUGCUAGUCGCCACGAGAGAAGAUCUUGCUUUGAAAAUAAAACAUUUAUCCAACUUGAACGGAUUACGAGAUUUGAAUGAUGUUGUUCCUCUCUUUCUGUUGAAACCUUUUCAAGUUAUAAAAAUUGUACGUUAUAUGAACAACGAAAAAUUUCCGAACGCAAGUAAUCGAAUAUAUCAUUUUGCGGAUCGUUUUGAAAUAAAUCCAAAGAAAGUGGCUCAGCAAUUUGCACGACGGUUAUUCAUGUUUCGCAUUCCAAAAAAGAACUUCAUCGAAAAUCUAGAGCUGUUUGCAACCUACAUGAAUUGUGAAGAUGUGCUUGCUGACUUAUGGGCAUUCAAGUACUCACCGAAGGUAGUGGAAGAUAGAAUCAACCGGGCUGGAGCUGUUAGAGGUAAAAAAUUGAUGCCUUGGAUGAUUCGCUGCCCGGAGGCAGUGUUGGAGAAGUCACUUCAGCUAACAAAAGAUAAUCAUGCACUUUUGGGCGAUAAUGAAACCAUUUUUGAAUAUUUGCAAGAGCGUUUAGGUUUCGACAGCGAAGUUACAAACGCGAUCAUUAUGAAGACGCCUGCGGUGAAACAUGUCCGUAUAACGAAGGUAAAAAAAAUAAUCGACUAUCUCUUGGAAGAGUUAGACUACACACCGUACGACAUUGCAACGAACAUGCGGAUUCUGAUGCACAGUCUGGAGACCACCAAAAAAAGGAUGGAACAGCUCAAGGAAAUUGGAUGCCGCCCACAAUCGUUGAUUAUUGUUUGUAAAAGUAAACUUCAGUAUGACUCAUUUGUAAAGGAGUGGGUGGAGUCGAAACAAAAACAGAAAGCAUACGGGACCUACACUAGUAUCUAAGUUUGAACUGCUCCUAGUUUCUAAUUAAAUGAUUAAACAUG